Dioscorea cayenensis subsp. rotundata (Guinea yam) is the source of this 775-nucleotide messenger RNA. RefSeq names its product NDR1/HIN1-like protein 13. The transcript has a single exon. Gene Ontology annotation, cellular component: plasma membrane. Lineage: Eukaryota; Viridiplantae; Streptophyta; Magnoliopsida; Dioscoreales; Dioscoreaceae. The record is from RefSeq and is a predicted model, not a curated record. Bases 17 to 775 code for a protein of 252 amino acids.
CCUCCUCCUCCUCGCCAUGGCGGACCGCAUCCACCCGGAGCCCCCAUCUGGCUAUGCACCUCCUCCUCCUCCUCCGCCCCCACAUUCCAAACCCCCGGAGAAGAAGUCUCGCCCCCGAUCCGGCACGUACGUGAUCCAGAUCCCCAAGGACCAGAUCUAUCGUAUCCCACCGCCGGAGAACGCCACACUCUACGAAUACUACACCCGCCGCCCCACCUCCCACCGCCGCCGCUCUAUCAUCCUCACCUCCAUCCUCUCCAUCCUCUUCCUCCUCUCCAUCCUCACCGCCAUUACCGGCCUCUUCUACCUCUUCCUCCGCCCCAGGCUCCCUUCACUCUCCGCCGAUCGCCUCACCUUUAUCAACAUCACCUCCACCGAGAUCGACGCCAUUCUCCGAGCAUCCAACCAGAACGACAAGAUCGGCUUCCGCUAUCUCCCCGGUGGAUCCCUCUCCAUCUCCUACUCCGGCGUCCCCCUCGCUCGCUCUCCGUGGCCGGAGUUCAAGCAGGUCCCCGGCAACAUAACGGUGUUAGACACGGCGUUAGCUGGGGACGGCUUCCGGCCAACGGAUCCCAUCCAGAAGGCUUUGGAGGCGGAGCUCCGGCAAGGCGAGGUGUUGUUAGGGAUGAAGAUGACGGCGCCGGUGAGGUUCUUCGCCGCCUCGUUGACGACGUGGACCUUCACCGUUAGGGUUUGGUGUGACGUCGUCGUUGAUCGGCUAACGGCGGACGCGAGGAUCAUCUCCCAAGAGUGUAACUCUGCAUUGGAUUUCUGA